Messenger RNA from Wasmannia auropunctata (little fire ant), 3127 nucleotides. RefSeq names its product integral membrane protein GPR180. Lineage: Eukaryota; Metazoa; Arthropoda; Insecta; Hymenoptera; Formicidae. The record is from RefSeq and is a predicted model, not a curated record. The coding region runs from base 31 to 1533 and encodes 500 amino acids. Gene Ontology annotation, biological process: G protein-coupled receptor signaling pathway; response to pheromone. The transcript is spliced from 5 exons.
GAUCGCGCGCGACGACGGGAUCAGCGGACGAUGCCGCGUGAGCCGCGCUGCUGGAAAAUGACUACCGGUCGGCGGCUGGUGCGCGUUCUCUGCGCGCUGCUGCUCUGCCUGUCGCUGCGGCCGGACUACGCGCACUCCACCCACAUCACCGGCACCUUCGACACGCGGGAGUUCUUCCGGUUCCUCAUCAAGUUCGGCUUCCAGAAGACCGACCGUCACCGGCAGAAGGACUCGUACGGCUACAUAUUCGGCAACGUGACCGCGCGAGCGGACUUCGACGUGCCGAUCACCCUGGCGAUACUCGACCGCGGCCACUUCCUCGAGUAUUACGGCAAUCGCACGCUGACGGACAAGAGCGCCGCGUGCGCCUACAUGUUCAACACGCUGAAGAAGAGUUCCUACGAUCCGGACUGCAACGAGGAGGGCCAAGACUUCCUCAGGCGAGUUCCGUGUCCUCGAGACAAAUUGUGCCCAGACGAGGAUUCUAUAUGGAAUAUCGUCAAGGGACAUCAGUUUACGUACGUUAUACAAGACUUCUGGCAACCACGAUUCUGGUACAUGAGUUUGGUCGCUUGCUAUAGAAACAAGACGACCUGCCAGUGGGAGUACUAUAGCAAGCACGACGAGUUGGAGUACGACAUCUGGCUGGUAAAUGGCAAUCCGAACGUCAGUGGCCUAAACAGUUUGACUUAUCAGUUCUCGUACGACAGACAAAAUACCAUCGAACUGUACUUACUGUUUUUCGUGUGUUACAUCAUACUGGUGCCACUGCAGUUGUAUGCAGUAAGAUUGCAAAAGCAUCCUGUAACAAGAUUGUUCACUGCUAGUUUAUUAUUAGAAUUUGUAGCAGUAUGUUUAAUCUUGAUACACGUGUUGAAAUUUGCACUAGACGGAGUAGGCUAUGAGCAAUUAGAAGUUGCAGGUGAUAUUUUUGAUAUUCUAUCACGGACGUCCUUUAUGUUAUUGUUGCUCCUACUUGCCAAAGGAUGGGCGGUAACAAGAAUGGAAUUAACAUGGAAACCACUGGUGUUUGCGAUAUGGUUUUGUUAUGGGGUUGUUCACAUCUUAUUAUAUGUGUGGAAUAUGACAGAAGUUGACAUUAUCGAAGAUAUAGAUGAAUAUCAAACUUGGCCAGGAUGGUUUAUAUUGUUAUUCCGAAGUGCCAUAAUGAUAUGGUUUCUAUAUGAACUCCGAAACACCAUGACAUACGAGCAUAAUACUCAAAAGUUAAACUUUCUCCUUCACUUUGGUGCAUCGUCAUUAGUUUGGUUCAUAUAUUUACCCAUUAUAGCACUUAUAGCGCUUCAAAUAAGCGCAUUGUGGAGGUUUAAGCUGUUAUUAGGUAUAACGUACUCAGCAGACUGUUUCGCAUAUUGUGUAAUGGCUCAUUUAUUAUGGCCCACCAGAAGCGAACAAUAUUUUUUACUCGCGCAAGGCGCGGAUAAUGGUGAUGAGCUCGAUGAAUUCAACGAAGCGCCGCAUGUAUUAAAUAAUUAUGUAGAGCCGCCGGAACUUGGUAAAAUAAUUACUUAAUAUUCGUCCACUGGAAGUAUAAUAUUGAAUUAACGACAUUUUUAAUUACAAGUGAUGUGAUGUACAUUUGCCAAACGGUCGAUCAUAGAAUUGAUAAUACUCUGAUAUGUGCUACUGAACUGAAAUAUUGUGCACAUUCUAUAAUUAGGGAUAUAUCAAUUGUCAAAUUCAAUCGUGUGAUAUGAAAUUAACAGACGAUAUGCAACGGAAGUAAAUGAAUAUGAUAUGAGUAUAUACUAUGAAUAAAUAUAAUUUUUAAUUUUAUCAGCAAUAAUUAUAUCAACAUUCAACAAUAAUAAGUGGAAAUGGAUCGAUAAGAGAUUAAUUAUAUCAGUAAUUUUAUAUGUACAAGUCAUACAAAUCAUACAAAUAUUAAAUAUUUAUCCAUUCGCACAGAAUAACAUGCAUCUUGAUAUCAUUGGUACAUAUUCUUACGUAUUACUAAUAUUACAACAAGGGACUCGUAUAAUUAUAUGCUAAGAUAUAAAAAUUAUGUAUAUAAAUAUAUAUAAUUUUUAAAAUUUUUAUUUUUCGAACUCGAUUUUACUUACUCAUAUCAUAUUCAUAUGUUUCGAAUUUAAAAUAAUCCUGUUUUUGUUUAUUUCAAAUCAUUUUAUACAUUUUGAUUUUAUAAAAAAAUAUCUUUAAAAAACCUUCAUGUAGUGUAUAUGUGAAGAAAAUUUCUUAAAGUAUAUACAUUUUUGAUGCUAUCAUUUAAUUCGCCAUUACAUCUUGUAAUUACUCCACGUCUACUCCACACAAAGAAUAUUACAAUGCGCGCUUGAAUAAGAAUGGUGAAAAUAAAAUACUUAUAUAACUUUCAUAACACACAAUUUGAUUCUAGUUAGUGGUUUAAAAAAUUAGGUUUGUGAUAACUGCACAUAUAAAGUCAUACUGAUUUAAUACUUAGCAGACUUAUAAUUAGCAAGAAUACAGAAUGUUCCAAAAUUAUCAGAUAUUUUUUUAAUUAUACAUUUUUUGAUGAAUUCUCAUUAGAACACCAAUAACUUUUGAACAAUUAGCGAUAAAAAAAAAGUUAAUUUCUAUCAAAUUCUAAUAGAGAAUUUGAAAGUUAAUUAGAAAAUACAGAGUUAGAAAUUAAUAGAAUACAUUAAUUGACGAUCUUCAACAGCAAAAAAAUAUUUAAAAAUUGGAUAAAAAAAACUUAUAAUUAAAAAGAACAGUAUUUUUGGUACAUUUUGUAUGAAAACAUUUUUGUAUCUUGUUCUUAAUUUUAGAAGAUUUAAUCUUUUAAAGUGUGCAAUUUUAACUAUUCGCAAUCUAAACUAUAUUAAAUCUGUUUGUUAUUAGAUAGACAAUGUAUAUUAUGAUACGUUUUGUAUGAAAACAUUUUCAUAUCUUGUUCUUAAUUUUAUAAAAAGAUUUAAUCUUUCAAAGUGUGCAAUCUUAAACUUAUCAUUAAUUCAGUUUGUUAUUACGUAGACAAUGUAUAUUAUAAAUAAUGAUCACGUACACAACAUAGAAAGUGAAAGUAUAUAACAUUUUUCCGAUUUUAUUCAAUUGAAUUCACAUGUCAGUUGCACAUCGUUGAAUAAAUAUAAAAACUUAAAAAAAAAAUUGAAACAGGAUCUGA